Molecule: messenger RNA, 924 nt
Organism: Ochotona princeps (American pika)
Lineage: Eukaryota; Metazoa; Chordata; Mammalia; Lagomorpha; Ochotonidae
Product: olfactory receptor 2D3-like
Exons: 1
Coding region: 1-924 (307 amino acids)
Biological process (GO): G protein-coupled receptor signaling pathway
Cellular component (GO): membrane
Molecular function (GO): olfactory receptor activity; G protein-coupled receptor activity
Source: RefSeq, a predicted model, not a curated record
AUGAGCAAAGAGAACCAAACUCACCUGACUGAAUUCAUCUUAGUGGGCCUUUCUUCCAAUCAUCAGACCCAGAUCCUGCUCUUUGUGGUUUUUCUCAUUAUCUACCUGCUGACCGUGUCUGGGAAUCUGCUGAUUAUAUUUCUAAUUUAUGUUGACUCUCGACUUCAUACACCAAUGUACUUCUUCCUUAAAAAUCUGUCAUUUACGGACCUCUGUUUCUCCACAACUAUCGUUCCCCAGAUGCUACUUCAUUUUCUGGUCAUAAGAAAGGCCAUUUCCUUUAUUGGGUGUUCCAUUCAGAUGUUUUUUUUCCUAAUAAUGGGAUGUACAGAGAGCUCGCUUCUAGCAGUGAUGUCCUAUGACCGCUACAUAGCUGUGUGCAAGCCCCUACACUACUCCACCAUCAUGACCCACAGGGUUUGCAUUCUGCUAGUCAUGGGGUCCUGGGCUAGUGGGGUAAUUGUGUCUUUAGUAGACACCACAUUCACUUUAGAUCUUUCAUAUCAGGGGCUGAAUGUAAUUAAUCAUUAUUUUUGUGAGCCUCCUGCACUCUUGAAACUGGCUUCAGAAGAAACAUACAAAGCUGAGAUGGCCAUCUUUGCAAUGGGUGUAAUAAUCCUCCUAGGCCCUGUCUCUUUGAUCCUUUUUUCCUACUGGAAUAUUAUCUCCACUGUGAUUCAAAUACAGUCAGGAGAGGGAAGGCUCAAAGUAUUCUCUACCUGUGGUUCCCAUUUCAUUGUUGUUGUCUUCUUCUAUGGGUCAACAAUAUUUACCUACAUGCAGCCAAAUGCAAGGAAAAUGAAUGAAGGGGACAAGGUAAUCUCAGUGUUUUACUCAGUCAUAACAUCCAUGAUGAACCCAUUUAUUUACAGCCUAAGGAACAAAGAUGUGAAGGCGGCAUGUAGGAAACUUUUUAGAAGAUAG